CGCUCUCUUCCUCGCGACUCCGCUAUACGGGGGCGCUUAACAAUGGUGAUUCUCUUUCUCUCUCUCUCACUUCAAUUCGGACAACAGAACCGAUCUUUGUGGCUGAAGCUUCGAAUUCAGAAUAGAGGACCGAGCUAAUUCCGUCGUUUACCACCACAUCUACAGCUUUCUUCGACCUAUUCGUUUGCUGUUUUGUGCACUUAGUUGUUCAUGAUAGGGUUUGAUCGAUUUGGGGGUUGAUCUGAACGUCAUCAUGAUGACUGGUACUACUGACAAGUUAAUCUCUGUUCAUCCGGAAGAGCUCAAGUUCCACUUUGACCUGGAGAAACAAAGUUAUUGUGAUCUCAAAGUUGCCAACAAGACAGAAAAUCAUGUUGCUUUCAAGGUCAAAACUACUUCUCCAAAGAAGUACUUUGUACGACCCAACACCGGUGUUAUACAGCCUUGGGACUCCAGUGUCAUAAGAGUCACCCUUCAAGCUCAGCGAGAGUACCCUUCGGAUAUGCAAUGCAAAGAUAAAUUUCUACUGCAAAGCACCAUAGUGCCUCCACAUUCCGAUGUUGAUGAGCUUCCACAAGAUACUUUUACUAAGGACAGUGGAAGAGUAAUAGAGGAGUGCAAGCUUAGAGUUGUGUACGUCUCUCCUCACGCAGCUCCUGGAAAUUCAGUAGAUGGCUUUCAACAAAGCUUUGAUACCAGUGCUAUGCACCUCUCCACAGAUUUUAAUGAUAAUCAGAGGGUGUAUCGCCUCAAAGAUGAAAGAGAUGCAGCUGUACGGCAAACACAGCAGUUGCAACAGGAGCUGCAAAUGCUGAAGAUACGAAGGAACCGUAAAAGGGAUCCAGGCUUCUCCUUCAAAUUUGCGCUUUUUGUAGGACUCAUUGGACUCAUGGUUGGGUUUCUUUUGAACCUGUUGCUGUCCUCACCUUCUACAGAUUGACUUCAAUCACCGUCACAUCCUCGGGAGAAAGAUUUUUGAUGAUUUCAUUGUAAAAUUGUAAGGUUUGUUGAGAGUGAAUAGAUUGUUUACUGUUAUUUUUCAUUUUGUAAAUUGAUCAUUGUUUGAUUGUUCCUUGAUCAGUUGGUUCGAGUUAUAUGCCAUUCUGCCAACAUGUUUUGGCGU
Molecule: messenger RNA, 1123 nt
Organism: Ilex paraguariensis (yerba mate)
Lineage: Eukaryota; Viridiplantae; Streptophyta; Magnoliopsida; Aquifoliales; Aquifoliaceae
Source: the annotation of a GenBank genome assembly